Molecule: messenger RNA, 1854 nt
Organism: Akanthomyces muscarius
Lineage: Eukaryota; Fungi; Ascomycota; Sordariomycetes; Hypocreales; Cordycipitaceae
Exons: 5
Coding region: 1-1854 (617 amino acids)
Source: RefSeq, a predicted model, not a curated record
AUGGUCGUUCCAUUGAACAUGCGACGCUUUAUUUGUAUACUUGCUGCCAUCUUGGUGCCUGCUGUAUAUGCAGCAGAGGCAGACGAUGCUUUUGAUCGUGAACGCAGUCAGGAUGACUCGGCACUAUUCCGGGGUUCUUCGGCGCAGCCACCCGGAGAUGUCUUCCUGGCCAAAAGGGACCGUACAAGUGAACUUGCUGGCGUCUCGGUGCUGCUGCUGCCCGAGAUGCCAGGAUUGGGUGGUGGUGACGGAGGUGUAGAGGCGAGACAGCAGCAGCGGUGUCCGUAUCCGGUCAUGUGCUCGUCGCGGUCUUGCUGUCCUGCUGGCUAUAAAUGCUGCAACGCUGGAGCGCCGCCGCUGUGCUGCCCCUCGGCGUACGCAUGCCGGCUGGACCGGAAUAAUUGCUGCCCCAACACGGCCGUGACGUGCGGCGGGAAAUUCUGCGCCGAGCAAGGGUCGAUUUGCUGCGGCACGAGCAUAUGUCCGUCUGGGACGCAGUGUAAUACGAAUGGUGGGCGUGUGUCGUGCUGUCUGCCCGGUGAGAUCAAGUGUCUAGGAACCUGCUGUCCUGCGGGAUCGCAAUGCGCAGCGCAGGCGGGCUACUGUCGGCGUCUGGUCCUCACGAAGACGACGACGCAAAUCACCACGACGCGCACUCGGACCACGCAGUCGACGCAGACGUCCACCAGCACCAGAAUCGUCGAAUCAUCAAAGACGUCCACCCGCGCCAUUACAGUCUCGGAAUCGAUCUCGGUAUCGACAUCGAAAUCCACCCGGACCACCGUCGUCAGCAGCUCACGGGUAACCUCCACGGCCAAGACGUCCGAAACGGCAUGCGCCGUCAACGGCGUCGCCCGGCGCGGCGACCAGCACGAUCCCACGCUGCAGAGGCGGCAGAACCUGCGCCCCAACUGCGUGUACGAGUGCCACAACGGCCAGACGCUGCCCGUCGUCGAGGUGCCCAACAUCCCUGGCCAGACGGACCAGCUCUUCUUCAGCAUGUGCUCGGGGAUUCUGGCGACGGGGUCCGGACGAGGCGGGGACGGACGCAGCUUUGACAUCCUGACGUACAAGGGGGCGGACGGCAAGGCGCUGCGCCGCAGCCAGGCGCGGUGCAAGGGCUACUGCGCGGCGCAAAGGGCCAUCUUUAACGAUCCGGCGAGUCUGCAGUGCGACGAGUAUCCUCCAGCCAUGGCGGGGGAGGGCGGUGCAGGAGCGUUCAAGGUGUGCAUUCCCAACUCGCAGAACUCGGGCGCCCAGGGGAAAUUGUUCCGACGGUUCGUGAGCGACUGCGCGCCGGCCAAGGGGACGCAGUUUGUCGUGCGCAUGAACGGCGGGUGCAACGUGCGCAACGACAAGCGAUCACCCGCUUCUUUUCCACCACAGCAGCUCGCCACCCGUGCGGAAGAAAAGGAAAACACGUUCAAUGCCUCGAGCAACGUGCUGUACUCGUGGGACAACAUGACGUACAUGUACGUGCCGCUGCCGGCGCUGCAAAACGGGCACUACCGCAUCGAGAUGCGGCUGGGCAGCGGCAGUGAGGUGCGCGGCGUGCAGGUGACGGAUAGCGACGGCGAGGACCACUAUGCGAGCAACGCGGCGGUUCAGAGUGGGCAGCAUGUGGUCGAGUUUGAUAUCACGGAUGUGGAUGUAGAUGCUGGGGAGGAAGGGGAUGAGCUGCCCGCGGGCCUGUUUCUGGAUGUGGACGAGGCGGUGGAGGUGAGCUAUCAGGCCAAUGCGACGUUGAAUGGGACGACGCAGAGCGGGAAUGAGUCAAAGGGGAGUCGGACGGUAGGAUGGGGGUUUGUGUCUUGGUGGCUGCUUGUAGCAGCGGCUGUCAUGAUUGAACUGUGA